UCGAGCGGGCCCUUUGACGAAGGUGGUGGACUCUCUGAUCGACUUUGUCCAUCCCAGCGUCCGCGUUCAUCGCUUCCGGAUCUUCCAGGAAAAGGCACAGUCUGUCGAACUCGACCAGGCCCAUCAGAUUAAGCAAUGGCGGCUUCAUUUUCUGCACUUCGACUACCGGUCUUGAUGGCCAGGAGGCAGCCAAGCCUGCACGGUGUAUCUAGACGCCUUGCGUCGUCUGCCGCCACGCAAACCCACAACCCCGCCUACCCUCUCUACCCGUCUGUCAUCCAGCUCCUGCACGAGAAGGGCAUCCCGGAAUCCGAGGUCUCCAAGAUCCCCGCGUCUGGCCCCAAGGGCCGCCUUCUCAAGGGCGACGUGCUCGCCUACCUAGGCAGCAUUGCAGCGGACUACCCGGCGGCCCAGCAGGCGCGUUUCGAGAAGCUCUCCCACCUCGACCUCAGCAAUAUCAAGCUCGCGCCGGCGCCUCAACCGGUCGAGACCAAGGCUCCCGCCGCCGUCGAGGAAGCAGCAGCAGUCGCUGCUGCGCCGGCCCCUCCCGCCACGAUCUCCGUCGCGGUGUCGGUCUCCCUGGCUGCAGUGCUCUCCGUCCAGAACAAGCUGAAGGAGAGCCUCGGCGUGACGGUCCCGCUGGCGACCUUCCUCGCGCGUGCCACCGAUCUCGCCAACGACGACCUCCCCCGCUCCGCGACCCAGAAGCCCACCGCGGACGAGCUCUUCGACGAGAUCCUCGGCGCCAGCCCCGUCAAGACCUCGCGCGGAGAAUACUUCCCCGAGCUGAACACCCUCGAGGCGGCCGACUUGGUUACCCCGAAGAAGACGGUCAAGAAGGAUCUCAUCGAUUACCUCGCCGGGUCCUCUGCGUUCGUCAAGAAGAGCUCCUCCUCCCCCUCCCCGAUCACCUGGCUGCCCUCGGAGGAAUACCUCCCUGGCUCAGCCGCCAACGUGUUCAGCCUGACGGUGCCCCAGGGCGACGAGAAGCGCGCCAAGGCCUUCCUUGAACGAGUCCGGGUCUUGUUGCAGGUCGAGCCGGGGCGGUUAGUUCUAUAGAUACGAAGAAUAGCUGGCUUUGUUUUUUUUUUU
This is a messenger RNA of Penicilliopsis zonata CBS 506.65, 1092 nucleotides long. RefSeq lists its product as hypothetical. Lineage: Eukaryota; Fungi; Ascomycota; Eurotiomycetes; Eurotiales; Aspergillaceae. The coding region runs from base 136 to 1059 and encodes 307 amino acids. The transcript is spliced from 2 exons. The record is from RefSeq and is a predicted model, not a curated record. Gene Ontology annotation, molecular function: acyltransferase activity.